AAGAAGCGGAAGUGAAGCAGGUUUCCUGACGGAUCAGCGGUUAACAGCUUCAACCAGCAGCUACCCAGCAGUUCAACCAGUUUCCAGCAGGACCAGACCGCCGCACUGAAGAGUCACCAUGACAGCCGCUCCCUACAACUACUCCUACAUCUUCAAGUACAUCAUCAUCGGAGACAUGGGCGUCGGGAAGUCAUGUUUGCUUCAUCAGUUCACAGAGAAGAAAUUCAUGGCCGACUGUCCUCACACCAUCGGCGUGGAGUUUGGGACGAGGAUCAUGGAGGUCCACGGUCAGAAGGUGAAGCUGCAGAUCUGGGACACGGCGGGUCAGGAGCGCUUCAGGGCCGUCACCAGGUCCUACUACCGGGGGGCGGCGGGGGCCCUCAUGGUCUAUGACAUCACCAGGAGAAGUACCUACAACCACCUGAGCAGCUGGCUGACGGACGCCCGGAACCUGACCAACCCGAACACGGUGAUCAUCCUGAUCGGGAACAAGGCGGACCUGGAGGCUCAGAGGGACGUGACGUACGAAGAGGCCAAGCAGUUCGCCGAGGAGAAUGGUCUGCUGUUCCUGGAAGCCAGCGCCAAGACAGGAGAGAACGUGGAGGAGGCGUUCCUGGAGGCGGCCAAGAAGAUCUACCAGAACAUCCAGGACGGCAGUUUGGACCUGAACGCGGCCGAGUCCGGCGUCCAGCACAAGCCGUCGGCGCCGCAGGGCGGCCGGCUCAACGCCGACAGCCAGCCGGCCAAGGAGGGCUGCAGCUGCUAGCCUCAGAACCGGACCGGUACCGGACCUGACCCGACCUGAUCGGAACCGCCACACAACCGGUUCCAUCAGAACCCAAAUCACUGAUCCAAUCAGCUUCACUAAAUCAUGUCUCUGAUCCUCCUCUGGUACCAGAACCAGUCCAGCUCCGAGUCCGGACCCGGUCAGAACCCGAACCCCUCUCAGAACAAAAGACUAGGAUCCAAUCAGAACCACAGCCGGGUCACUAAGGACUCCAGCUGAACCCAGAAGGUUCUCCUCUUAAAAUCCUGAGACCCGGUCAGGACCGGUACCGGUCCACAUCCGGUCCUGUCCGGGUCAGAUCAGUCCACAAACAUCAGGUUGAGUCUGUCAGAUUCCAGGGACCCACCAGGAAAAUAGAACCGGGUCCCAAACCGGGCCGUCCAGAACCCAACACUCAGAACCAUAUGGAUCCAGGUCGGUCCAGAAUCCAGUUCAUGACCUUUAGAACCACAAAUUCUGGAUUUCCCGACCGGUUCCGGGUUUCUUUUGGUUCUGGUCUCGACCCGGGUUUGCCGACUCCAGAUGUUUCUCCAAUUUAAAAAUAAAAUGUCGUCGUCCUGGUUCUGAAAGUUCUGCGGCUAACCGGACUUUAUCUGAUCUGAUGAAAUUACUGCAAAAUUCUAGAAAUAAAAACCAGAUCAAUCUUAAAAGUGCGUCUCACUUCCAGAUGGGAAUCUGACCUUUGACCUGGUGCAGCUUUUCUGACCGAUUUCAGAUUAAAAUCGGACCCAGUUUCCCAUCAGGAACCGGUUCGGUUCUGAUCCAUCGCUCCAUUUUGACCCGGUUCUGAGCUGGUUCUGGUACCUCUCAGGUCCAGCUGUGCGUAUCCGGGGAACUCUCUGCUGAUUGGUGGACGCUCGGCUCCAUGUUUUUAUAACGCAGCUUCCUCCUCCUCCUCUUCCUCAGUCCAUCAGCAGAACAAUGAGAUCAUCUUCAUCCUCCUCCUCAUCAUCAUGAACUUCCUUCUUCCUUCUCAGCACUUUAAGUUUGUGAAGUUUGUCGGGACCAAAGAGUCGGAAGGUUUCUGGAAAGGUUCUGUUGGUUCUGCCGCCUUAAAGCUUCGCUCACCAAAGGAAAACAGAGAAGCAUGACAUGACUACACUAACCUCGUCCCGCCAGCAGGGGGCGCACAUCGACCGCCGCGCUCUGGCUGCAUCAUGAGCUGCACAUUUCUUCUUCUCUGUUUUUGAUUUUCUGUCUGCUAGCGCCUCCAUCCAGCUUCUCAUGAUUCUUUUAUUUAUAUGAAAUUGUUGUGAUUCUUCUUCAGCUGUCAUUAAACCGCGGGGACUCAGUUGUUAUUUGUAAAUAAAGUAUAAAUACUGUACGUUA
Poecilia reticulata (guppy) is the source of this 2116-nucleotide messenger RNA. RefSeq names its product ras-related protein Rab-14-like. Gene Ontology annotation, biological process: Golgi to endosome transport; defense response to bacterium; endocytic recycling. Gene Ontology annotation, cellular component: phagocytic vesicle; trans-Golgi network; recycling endosome. Lineage: Eukaryota; Metazoa; Chordata; Actinopteri; Cyprinodontiformes; Poeciliidae. Gene Ontology annotation, molecular function: GTP binding; GTPase activity. The record is from RefSeq and is a predicted model, not a curated record.